Messenger RNA from Cantharellus anzutake, 896 nucleotides. RefSeq lists its product as uncharacterized. The record is from RefSeq and is a predicted model, not a curated record. NCBI's taxonomy places the organism in Eukaryota, Fungi, Basidiomycota, Agaricomycetes, Cantharellales, Hydnaceae. Bases 364 to 789 code for a protein of 141 amino acids. The transcript has 6 exons.
CGUUCUCCGUCACCGCUUCAUAAGAGGCGGCGCCAUUCUCGAUCGCGCUCGUCAUCUCGCUCUCGCUAUAAAUCCCGAAGGAGUGACAGGUCUCGUAGCCCGCGCCCUAGGCGAAGGCGUCGCUCACGUAGUCAUUCCGCCUCAGUGAGCUUGUCGAACGAUUGUCAAACAGACGAUGACCGAGCUCGUGGCGAGCGCCAUCGUUCUCAUCGUAGGGAACACGAAAGAAGGAUUCACCGGCACAAAAGCCGAAGGAGCAGUCGGAGUCGUGAAAGAACAGAAAGAAAGAAAGAUAAGAAGAGGAGGAAAGAUGGGGCUGUGACAGCUCAAUGGGGAAAAUAUGGGAUUAUUGACGAGUCUGACAUGUAUAACAAGGAAGAUGAAUUCCGGGCUUGGCUCAUCGAAGAGAAAAUGAUCAACCGUGAAACGCUGUCGAAGGAUCAGGAGAGAAAAUUGUUCUCGUCAUUCGUUGAAGAUUACAAUACAGCAACUCUACCUCAUGAGAAGUACUAUAAUAUGCAUAGUCAUGAAGCCCGAAUGAAUCAACUACGAAUGGGCGAACUUCUCCCGCAAUCGUCAACAUACGAUCCUGACGCGGACCUGAAGGCGCACACAGCUCACCAUAAGCGUGGCACAGCAGAGACAGAGACGUACCUCUCGAAAGCGCAGUUAACGGAACUGCGAAAAGUGCAAAAUGAGCGGAUUCAGGCGGGUAAAAUGAAAAUCCUUGGUCUUCAAGUCAAAGGCAGUAUGGGAGUUCGGAUGGAUGGGAACGAAUUUGAUCCCUAGCAGCAGAUUGCAGCAGAUACUAGGAAUGUGUAUGUAUCAUGGAUAGCAGAAACUUCGAUGUUGCAUGGUAAUAAUAGUACAAGAAUGAGGGGCGUGUGGCUCUAAAG